AUGGUUGCUGAGAAGAGCACGGCCACAGGCCUGGACGUCGCUGACCCCCACACCACCCUGCCCGCUGACAACGAAAAGUCGGCCGCCGUCUACGCCGACAACUCAGAUGUCAGCUCCAGCGGCGUCGGUGAAUACGACGAUCUGCCCGACCCAGAUGUUGGCAAGAGCGACGAGGAGCGCGCCCGUCUUGACAAGGCGCUCGUCUGGAAGAUGGACUGUUGGCUGAUCCCAUGGCUCUCGCUGCUCUACCUCCUCUCCUUCUUGGACCGCACAAACAUCGGUAACGCUCGUGUGGCCAAGAUGGAGCCGGACCUGCACAUGGGCGGCCGCGACUACAACAACGCCCUCACCAUCUUUUUCAUCUCCUACGCUGGUUUCGAGCCCCUGACCAACAUCCUGAUCAAGAAGUGGUCCCCCCGUGUCUUCUUCACCUCCAUCAUCCUCGCCUGGGGCAUCAUCAUGACCCUCAUGGGUGUCGUUCACAACAAGGCUGGCCUCCUCGCCUGCCGCUGGUUCCUCGGCAUCGCCGAGGCUGGCCUUUUCCCGGGCGUGAAUUACUAUUUGAGUUGCUGGUACAAGCGUCAGGAGCUCGGUCUCCGUGCCGCCAUGUUCUUUUCAGCUGCUGCUCUCGCUGGUUCCUUUGGUGGUCUGCUCGCUGCGGCCAUCUCCGGCAUGAACGGUGUCGGCGGCUACGCGGGAUGGCGCUGGAUCUUCAUCAUCGAGGGCCUCAUGACUGUGGUCGUUGGCUUCGUCUGUUGGUGGAUGACCUUCAACUUCCCAGACACCGCCUCUUUCCUCACCGCCGACGAGAAGCUCCGCGCACUCCGUCGCCUCCGUGCUGAUGGCCAGUCCCGUGCCACCAUCGGCCACAUCGACCGCCGCCACGUCUACGCCGCACUCACCGACUGGAAGACCUGGGGCUACGCCGUCAUCUACAUGGGCUGCCUUUGCCCCCUGUACUGCUUCUCGCUCUUCCUCCCCACCAUUCUCCUUGGCAUGGGCUACACCGGCACCAAGGCCCAGCUCAUGUCGGUUCCUCCGUACGCGGUGGCUGCUGCCAUGACCGUGGUCACCGGCUUCAUCGCCGACCGCACAAAGUGGCGCGGCUACUGCAACAUGGUCAUUGCGCUCAUCGGCUGCCUCGGUUUCGCCAUGCUUCUCGCCACCGACAACGUACACGUCCAGUACGCGGGUACCUUCCUCGGCGCCGUCGGCAUCUACCCGACCGUGUCCAACACGUUGACGUGGGCCUCCAACAAUGUCGAGGGCUCGCUGAAGCGCGGCGUCAUGGUCGGCGUCGUCGUCGGCUGGGGCAACAUGAACGGCGUCGUCUCCUCCAACAUCUACUCGGCCAAGGAGAAGCCACGCUACUGGACCGGCCACGGCAUCGUGCUCGCCUACCAGUUCCUGUUCCUGUUCGGCGGAACCGUCUUCAUGCACUUUAUGCUCAAGCGCGAGAACAGGCUGCGCAAGGAGGGCAAGCGCGAUCACUGGAUCCACAACAAGUCCGUAGAGGAGCUGGAGAUCAUGGGCGACAACCGCCCGGACUUUUUCUACACCACCUAA
Messenger RNA from Ascochyta rabiei, 1566 nucleotides. RefSeq lists its product as uncharacterized. Bases 1 to 1566 code for a protein of 521 amino acids. The record is from RefSeq and is a predicted model, not a curated record. Gene Ontology annotation, cellular component: membrane. Gene Ontology annotation, biological process: transmembrane transport. The transcript is spliced from 4 exons. NCBI's taxonomy places the organism in Eukaryota, Fungi, Ascomycota, Dothideomycetes, Pleosporales, Didymellaceae. Gene Ontology annotation, molecular function: transmembrane transporter activity.